Messenger RNA from Staurois parvus, 296 nucleotides. The record is from the annotation of a GenBank genome assembly. Lineage: Eukaryota; Metazoa; Chordata; Amphibia; Anura; Ranidae.
CACAGCUGAUCACGAGAUGUGGUAAAAGGCCGAUCAUACCGGCCUUUUACCACGUGAUCAGCGGUGUCCAAUGACACGCUGAUCACAGGGAAAUGCAAGUGCCGGUUCUCGGCUGCACUUUCCUCACGCUGUCAGAUCGGCCACUGAUGAUCAGUGCCCUGAUGAUCGGUGCCCAGCAGUGCCACCCACAAGUUCCGCCCACCUGUGCCCACAGUGCGCCCAUAGCUCCGCCCACCUGUGCCCAGCAGUGCGCCCACUAGCUCCGCCCACCUGUGCCCAGCACCCACCUGUGCCAA